This is a messenger RNA of Styela clava, 2039 nucleotides long. RefSeq names its product inactive ubiquitin carboxyl-terminal hydrolase MINDY-4B-like. Gene Ontology annotation, biological process: protein K48-linked deubiquitination. The record is from RefSeq and is a predicted model, not a curated record. Gene Ontology annotation, molecular function: K48-linked deubiquitinase activity; cysteine-type deubiquitinase activity. Lineage: Eukaryota; Metazoa; Chordata; Ascidiacea; Stolidobranchia; Styelidae.
CUGGUGCAAGGUUCAUGCAUUACGGCACUGUACUUGGCCUUGCCAUGUAUGCGCUAUAAAACUGUUGAGCUUUCAUAUAACAGUAUUUCUGCGAGGCGUUAAUUCCAUCAACAAUACACAAAAAAACUUUCGUUGAAAUGGGUGACAUGAAAACUGUUCAGCAUGUGUUUCUGAACAAAGAGGAAAGUAGAAGAGCAGAAAAGUUGGCAGAUGCAUUGGAUCCUCAUGCCAGGUUGACUCUUCCAGAGCUUUAUGCAAAUCCACGAGCUGAGACGUUACCCAAGAACCAGCACAUCUCCCAAUACAAUGUACCUCCUGCUCCACCAAACACUCGUACAAAGGUUCAAGGAAAACCUAUUGAUUUGGAAACUGCUAAAGCUGUACGAAGAAUUUUAUUUGGUGAUGCAACACAUUUCUUCACAAAAGAUUGGCAGAGAUAUCGAUUUCAUUUUCGUGAUCCUGCAUCUGCAAUUCCUUAUGGCCUAAAUUGUAAUUCUGCUGGAGCAAGAGCAUUUUGUCUUUGCAUGCAGUGUUAUAUUUUAAAACAUCUUCUAUUUGUUGAUGCUGAAGAUGAAGACAAACCAUUUGGUCGAGCGCCGCCGGAGCCAACCUCUGCUGAACAAACAACAGCAUUGAUUAAUGCGAUUUGUGAUAUUUUGUGGAAGCUAUCCCACACUAUUCAUUCCGAAGAUGACAAUAUUGAAAAAAAACAAGUUAUUGUAUCGUUGCCUGGAGAUUCACCUUGUUUUGAGACAUUGGGUAAUUUUCUUGCUGAUGGAUUGAUUGAAAAGCUAUGGUUGUUCACCAUUGUAACACAGGAUGAAUUACGCAAGUUCAUCAAAAGAAAUUUGCAUUUUUUCUGUGAUGAGGGCGAACAAGGUGGAAUAUUGCUGAUGUAUAGUAUUGUUUUAUCUCACACUCCUGAAACUAUUCAUUCUGAAUUAGCUCAGUGUCAAAGAUCCAUACUGACUGAGAACUCUAGACCAACUCAGGCUUUUAUCAACUUGUUGUUGUCUGGUGCUGCCUCUUGCUUUGUACACAAUGGCGUUAUCAAGUAUGAUAAACACGGAAGAGAACUAGAAAUUCCUUUACCAGGUCCUCGUAAACGAAGUGAAAUUGGAUUUCUAUUUUUUGAUAAAACUGAGGGUGAUGACAACAGGACUACGGUCGGAUGCAUGUUGCGAACACCACUCUUACCUAUAUGGAUUACUCAAGUAAAUGGUUCAUAUGGAUUAAUAUUUUGCACAAGUAGAGACUUGGUGGCUGAUUGGAAGAUUGAACGAUUCUUUACUAUAAAUUAUUACACUGGGCACUAUACACAGGUUAAGGCAACAAGCAUAAGUGUAGAUACCAGAAGACGAGCUUUCCUGGAUCCGAGUCGUGAAAUAUCAUACUGGGAUGAUGAGGAAGAAAAGGAGAGAAAGCAACCUUCCCUGGAACGUACCAUUGGAACGAAAUGGCCAGAAGCUCUCUUGAACUGGAAUGGGGAGACUCCAUAUUACUAGCAUAUGUGAUCAAAUAUCGUUCAAAUUUCAGAAUUCAUCCGACUGUUUCUUUAUGGAAAUUAAAUAUUGAAUUUACAAUGUUUUUAGUGCAUUUUUUGUAUAAUGUGGAAGUUUUCCCAAAAUGCUGUUGGUUAAUACGGCACUUGGUCCUUUUUUAUUUAUUUAUACCUUGCUUUACCUAUACUGUGGUAUAUCAACUUGGUAGUAUAUGAUCUUUCUAGUCUAGAACAUUAGAUUAGCUUAUCAGCUGUAUAUAAAUCACGUUUUAAACGAUUCUCAAAUUUAUUUCUGAUAGCUUACCAACUUAAUCCUGCCAAUGCACUUUAUAUAAUUUGAAAUUAAUCUUUUUUUCACUGUGAUAUUGUAUUUUCAUUUUUAUAAGCUAGAAAGCAAUCACUGUAUUUAUGUAAUAGAGAGUUGGCACUUGUGAUACUAUAGUACUGUACUGGUAACUGGUCUAUUUUCAAUAUAAAUCAUGGUUUUGCAAAAUAUAAUUCAUCAAUUUAUAAGAAUAUUUAUACUGUUUGUAACUAA